Colletotrichum fioriniae is the source of this 2079-nucleotide messenger RNA. RefSeq lists its product as uncharacterized. The record is from RefSeq and is a predicted model, not a curated record. NCBI's taxonomy places the organism in Eukaryota, Fungi, Ascomycota, Sordariomycetes, Glomerellales, Glomerellaceae.
AUGAAGAACAGCGUUGCUCUUCUGGCCCUUGCCGCCGGCGUCAGCCAGGUCACUGCUACCGGCUGGAACAAGUUCCCUUCCUUCACCUGCCCCGAGAACACCGACAACAAGUGUGACGACAAGCAGAAGGAUGGUUUCUCCUGGGGUGACUUGAACACUGGAUCGUUCAGCAACUACGGCGGUUUCGACUUCAAGGGCUGGACCUGCGGAAGCGAUUUCUCCAAGCGCGAUCUUCUCGCUCCCCGCACCUUCGGCAAGGGCAAGGUCAUUGAGGGCUCUUGCGGAAGCAAGAAGGAGACCUCUCCCUCCUUCGGCUGUGGCUCCGGCACCAGCUCCCCCGACAAGUUCUCCAUUGUCCACUUUGACGUCUCCGUCGAGUUCGACUGCGACCUCGAGUUCCACUAUGACAUGCCCGAUGGCUCCAGCUGCAAGCACCGCUCGGCUUGCUCCAAGUCUGGAACCACUGUCAAGAACUCCCAGUGCGGUGGUGCCAAGAACGUCACCAUUGUCUACCCUGAGCAGCCCUCCAAGCCCAAGACCACCUGCGGUGUUGGCAUUCACACCAUCAGCUUCGACUGCAGCCCUCCCCAGACCACCGUCCCUCCCAAGACCAAGACCAGCUCUUUCGCCAUCGCCACCACCCUGAGCACCAAGACCCACGACAAGCCCGUCAAGACCACCUCCGAGGCUGAGGCCACCUCCACCGCCGUUGUCCCCUCCGUCUCCAAGCCCACCAAGCCCGUUGAGGAGACCACCGAGGCCACCAAGCCUGCCACCACCGGCCCCUCCAAGGAGACCGAGACUGCUCCCGUUCCCAGCAAGGGCGAGACCACCUCCGCUGCCCUCCCCUCCAUCUCCAUCCCCGCGGAUUCGACCACUGCCGUUGUUCCUUCCGUCACCAAGCCUGCCGAGACCCCCAUCGUCUCCAAGCCCACUGAGGAGACCACCAAGCCUGUCGAGUCUGUCCCCGUUGAGUCUGUCACCAAGCCCGUCGGCGGUGAGACCACCUCUGCUGCCCUCCCCAGCGCCUCCGUUCCCACCGUUCCCGUCAACGGCACCCAGCCCGCUGAGACCGUCCCCGCGACCGUCCCCGCUGUCCCUGAGACCAAGACCACUGUCUACGACACCACCUCUACCGUCUACACCACCCGCGUCGAGACCGUCACCUCCUGCGCUCCCGAGGUCACCAACUGCCCCGCCAAGUCCCACGCCGUUGUCACCGUCACCGUCCCCGUCUCUACCACCAUCUGCCCCGUCACCGAGACCUUUGUCCACACCCCCGGUGUUCCCUCCAAGCCCGCUGCCACCCAGCCCGCUGGUGUUCCUUCCCAGGGUGUCUCCUCCCAGAAGCCCGUUGCCUCCGUCACCGUUCCCGCCGGCCCUGUUGAGACUCUUCCCUGCCCCGAUGUCGUUCCCCAGUGCUUGAGCACCUGGAUGUUCUCUUCCGGCUGCACUGACAACUCUGAUGUCAACUGCUUCUGCCCCGACUCCAAGUUCGUCGAGAACGUCUUCUCUUGCAUCUACUCCUACGGAGCCAGCGACGAGAUCAUCUCCAAGGCUACCCAGUUCUUCCAGGGCAUCUGCGCUGCUCACAUCCCUGAGAACCCUGCCAUCGUCACUGUCCCUGCCACCAUCACCACCGCCAUCACCGUCUCGGCCACCAAGCCCGCUGCCACCAACCCUGCUGAGUACACCACCGUGACCGUUGACAAGACCAUCGUCGUUCCCUGCGUCACCUCCGGCACCACCGUUCCCGGCUCCUCUACCACCGCCAUUAUCAAGACCACCCUCGAGGUUCCCCACGUCUCCUUCGCCACCAACUCCGCCUCGGUCGUCGUUCCCGUCCCAGCUCCCUCUGCCCCGGCCGGAACUCCCAUUGCCCCCGGCGCGACUGCCUCUUCCCAGGCCCCGGUUGCUCCCUACCCUACCACCCCCGCCGCCGGCGCCAGCAAGACCACUCCCGUCGGCACUGGCGGUGCUGCCGUCCCUACCACCACUGGCGUCGUUGUCGCUGGUGCUGGCAAGACCACCUUCGGCCUCGGUGCCGUCAUUGCCAUUGCUGCCCUCGCUGCAUUCUAA